Molecule: messenger RNA, 2238 nt
Organism: Cottoperca gobio
Lineage: Eukaryota; Metazoa; Chordata; Actinopteri; Perciformes; Bovichtidae
Gene: slc35a5
Product: solute carrier family 35 member A5
Exons: 10
Coding region: 135-1418 (427 amino acids)
Biological process (GO): pyrimidine nucleotide-sugar transmembrane transport
Cellular component (GO): Golgi membrane
Molecular function (GO): pyrimidine nucleotide-sugar transmembrane transporter activity
Source: RefSeq, a predicted model, not a curated record
GCGUGUGGGAUGACGUCAACGCGGCACCAGUACCAGUGCGCAUGCGUUGAUAAACCAGGAAGUAAAACGCUUCAGUUUUGUCUAGAAAGAAAGAAGAAUAACAAGUUUGACUGCCUUCAGCUCCCUCCCCAGCCAUGGCGUGCUACUGUUGCUGCAGCAGACUGUGCUCCCGCUCCUCGGUCUACACUCUGGUCCUCGGCCUGGGCUUCGUGACUUUGGGGACCAGUCGCAUCCUGCUGCUCAAAUACUCUGCCAACGCUGAGAGCAAGUAUGACUUCCUCCCUGCAUCCGUCAAUCUACUGGCUGAGUUGCUCAAACUGCUCUUCUGUGUGGCGAUGUCCGUCCGGGUCAUAGUCCGAGAGGGACGAUCGUGCAGAGAGCUGGGCUUCUCCUCCAGCUCCUCCUUCCUCAAAUCCCUGAAGUGGGCUGUCCCUGCGUUCCUCUACCUACUCGACAACAUCAUCAUCUUCUACGUGAUGACGUACCUGCAGCCUGCCAUGGCAGUGCUGUUCUCCAACUUUGUCAUCCUGACCACAGCUGUUCUCUUCAGACUUGUUCUGAAGAGGCGUCUGUCCUGGGUCCAGUGGGCAGCGUUGUGCAUCCUCUUCCUGUCCAUCGUUUCCUUGACGACAGGAUCAGGGGGCAGCCAGAACUCCAUCGCUGUGACGGGGUUCCACUCCAACGCCUUCUCCACCCCCUCCAACUCCUGCCUGCUCUACACACAGCUGCUGGAGCAGAUGAGGAACAGCAGUGCCAGUGUGUCCUGGGUGUCCUCCCUCCCCGGGCAGGCCUGGAGGGACAGCGUAGUGGAGAAGCUUCGCUCUCUGGGCGUGGGUCACAUCCUACUCCUCCUGCAGUGCUUCAUCUCCGCCCUGGCCAACAUCUACAACGAGAAGAUCCUGAAGGAAGGAGACCAGCUCACUGAGAGCAUCUUCAUCCAGAACAGUAAACUGUAUGCGUUCGGCGUGGUGUUCAACGGUCUGACGCUCGGGCUCGGCAGUGAAGCGCGAGGCCUCACCGUGCACUGCGGCCUCCUCCACGGACACAACGUCUACUCCCUGGGGCUCGUGCUGGUCACUGCUGCCCUGGGUUUAUCUGUGGCCUUCAUCUUGAAGUUCAGAGACAACAUGUUCCACGUGCUGACGGGCCAGAUCAACACAGUUCUGGUUACCGCCCUCUCCCUCUUCCUCUUCGACUUCCAGCCUUCCAGGGAGUUCUUCCUCCAGGCGCCCAUGGUCCUGCUGGCCAUCUUUAUCUACAAUGCCAGCAAGCCCAAGGACCUGGAAUACAACCUGCAGCGGGAGAAGCUGCGGGUCAUCAACGGAGAGGUGUUCGAGAGAUCCAGAGGGGACGGCGAGGAGCUGGAGCUCCUGACGAAGCCCAACACAGACAGUGAAUCUGAGGAGGAGUCUUUGUAGUUGCUCUUACAAGAUGGAACACUUUCUUCUCCACUGCUGCGAACGUUAAGCUGCUGAAUCGACUUGUACUCGUGGACGCAGCGUGGUCGCAGAUCUGUCAAUCAUUUAUUUGAGUGACUGUCCCCGGCGGGUGUUGAUGGAUUGUGGGAGGAACUCAGUUUGACACUUGUGUGUAUUGACUGUACAUGUGUGUGUGUGUGUGUGAGUGUUUAUGCAGUGGGAGAAACGGCUGUAGGCUAAUGCAGUGUGUGUGUGCUGGGUAACAUUUGUCACUGUAUUUGCCAUCUGGGAUGAUUAAGAGUUUCUGUUAUGGACACUUUAUUUCUCCUAAUCAUUCGUAUUUGGCUGGUUUAACGACCAGACUGAUGUUUAUUUUGGGGCAUUUUGUCCUUUUUAUUUGAGAGGACCAUGUAAGAAAGGGAGAGACAUAGGACAUACAACAAAGGUCACAAGGCUGGAAUCAAACCUGUAACCACUGCACUGCAGACAGUUAUUUUGAUUGUAUACAGCUUUAUACCGUUUAUAAUUGUUGCUGGCAUCAUGUAAAAUAAGUGUUAAUUCAAUCUAUGGUCAAUAUGUACGUCAGUUAUGAACCAGACCAUGAGCAUUCACACAAUGGACAAGUUAGUCUGCCUUCUUAAAGCACAACACAGCAGCUCUUGGUUCUCUUACUUGGCCUUGAACAUUCCUUCUUUUUUAUCACAAGGCGGAGAAUUGAUGUAGGACGACUGUGAAAUUAUAUUUCUUUUAAGAUUCUUCUUGUGCCAUAAAAUGUUAACGUGUAUGAACGCUAGUUCUGAAAUAAACUGCAAGGAAACGG